AUGCCUCGAAAGGGAUAUGAUGUAACGGGGUGCGCCCCAGGUACUCCCGCUGCCGAAGCCGCGGCUCGGGCCAAGCAGAGGGCUGCCCCUGGAAACCGCACUCCUCGUGCUGGAACUCCUAUCAAUCCAUCUCACCAUGAUGGAGAUGACCAAGCGACCCCUCGAGCUUCUCGUAUCGGUGUCUUCGCUGGAGAUGUGGCGGCUGGUGGCCCUCCCGCCUACUCCCAGGCGAAUGUAAUGCAGGCUGAGCGAGGAUUUCAGACUCAGCAAUUCCUGCCAAGACAGGAGCUGUUCCAGAACCCUUUGAACGUCAGUUCAUUUCAGGCAGCUAAUGAUUUCAUGUCGAGGCCCAUCAGUGGACCGCAUGGUCAUCCUGUUCCUUUCCAAGCGCAGUCAUCGAUAUUCCCCGGAGUUGCCUCGACAGCUUCUACAGGCCAGAGCGUUGGAUUUGUAAACGCCCCAGCACAGUUCAGUACGGCCGCGUUUGGGACUGCACAGUUCGGAGCCCAGCCGCAGCCGCAACAGUGGAAUCACAACCAGUUCUAUGCUUUGCCCGCCAGCCAGCAUGGAAUCCAGAGUUUUCCCAUGUCCCAUCCCGGUCCAGAGUCGUUUGCCCACUACCCAACGGCUGGAGGAGUUGCGCAGUAUCCGGCACCAAACACCAACGCUGGGAAUUUAGCACCUCAGAGUCACGAUGGGGACACCGAGAUGACGGACACCAAUCGCUGA
Molecule: messenger RNA, 729 nt
Organism: Trichoderma aggressivum f. europaeum
Lineage: Eukaryota; Fungi; Ascomycota; Sordariomycetes; Hypocreales; Hypocreaceae
Exons: 1
Coding region: 1-729 (242 amino acids)
Source: RefSeq, a predicted model, not a curated record